AUAGAAUAUCUUUUUAUCAAGAUGCAGUUGUUAUAUUUUAAAGAAUUUCUGUAUUUGAUUUCAUGCGAUAAACAACUAAAUAUUGUACACUUCAGCUUUUAAGAAAGAUAAAGAUUUAGAAUAGAUAAAAAAUAUUUAUUCCAGAAUGGCAGACAGAUCGUUAAAAGACGGUUCGGAUGCACAUUAUGAAUUCACGUGUACACCUUGCAGCAAAGACAAUAUCCGAGAAGAGGCUGACAAGUAUUGCCCUGAGUGUCAAGAAUAUCUGUGUAAAACAUGUACAAGAUACCAUAGUCGACUCAAGGCUUUACAGCAACAUAAACUGCUGGAUAAAAGUGAUGCUAAACAAGGUGUUGUUGUUUCCAGGAUUAAAUGUCUUUUCCAUCCAGACAGAGAAAUUGAAAUGUACUGCCUUACACAUGAUAUGGUGUACUGUCUCCUGUGUAUUGCAACAGAACAUAGGUCUUGUGACGGAGUAAACACAAUUGAAGAUGUGUCAAAACAAUGUGUCACUCAAGCGGAGAUUCAAUCGCUAUUACAUGGGACACAAACUGUACAAGACAAGGUGAAGUCACUUACAGUUAAACAGAAACAAAAUGUAACUGCAAUAGAGAAAGAGAAGGAAGCUAUUGAAGGGAAACUAGAUGAUACAGUGACAAAACUUAUGGAACAUAUUAGAACAUUUGAAAGAGAGACAGCAAAAUGUUUAAAUGAUAAAUACUCUACAUUGAAGGAAGAACUCGUAUCUGCUACCAUUGUAUCAAGUCGCACAGCUGAAAACUUAAAACAAACCAAGGAACAACUGCAUACAAUUGACAGUCUUGACUUAGAGCAGCAAUUUGUCCGAAUGAAAUUGAUGAAGAAAACAGUCCAAGAUGCAAACACUUUUAUAACAGAAGGUGAGGCAGAAGGUACAAAAUUUAUCGUUUUUACUGUAAAUAAAGAGUUGACGGACAUCAUCACAAAAACAAAUUCUAUAGGUGAAGUGACAACUGGAAUUGUCCAUGAGCAGAAAUUGAAACAGAGGCAGUACAAAAUAAAGUCAACGAAAGAGAUCAAUGUGAAGCUGAGUAAUGACAAAUUGGAAGGUUACAUAUCUGAUAUCUGCAGACUUCCUGAUGGUACGAUCCUUCUGACUGAUUGUUACAAUAACAAAGUGAAAAGACUCAACACUAAUGAUAGUGUAGAAAACGUCUAUGAUUUUGAUACAAGAACUACAGGUAUAUGUAGUGUUAGUAACAGUGAAGUGGCUGUGAAAUUAAACAACAAUAAAAUUCAAAUAUUUUCCGUUGGCUCAUCUCUGUCCAAAGGAAGGACAAUAGAUAUACAACACGGUGGACAGUUAGGAUUAACAAUGUUUUGUGGUGAUCUAUGGUCAUCAGCCUCAAAUGAUGUUAAUGUAUACAGUACUUCAUCUAAUCUUGUUAAAUCUAUUGUCAAUGAUCAAAACGGGAAGUCUAUAUUUAAAUCCUGUGUUCAGAAUAUAGCUGCCGAUCCUGACAAAGUGAUCGUGACAGAUUGCUCUGAUGGAGCUGUUUGCCUUAACAAGGAUGGUAUGGUCAUUAGAGAGCUGAGAGACAGUAGAUUGAAGUAUACCGCAGGUGUAUGUGUAGCCGAUGACGGAACGGUAUUUCUAUGCGGAUUCGCAUCUAACAACAUCGUUAUGUUCGAUAGUGAUGGUAAUAGUCUCGGAGAACUGAUUGGGAAAGACUCUGGCUUGAAAAAACCAGUCAGUAUGUGCUUCGACGGGACAAAAAAUAGGUUAAUUGUUGGAUUGCUCAACAAAGACACCCUAUUUGUAUUUGAAUUUGCUUAAGAUAGAUCGCAAAACUUUAAACUUCUAACCGGUAAAUUCCUUAAAAGAAAUUUCUGCUGGAUUGAGAUGUUUUACAAUCUUAAGAAAUAAAUCUAAUGUAUUUAUUGGCUAUAGAUGCGAAAUAACUAUCAAUAUUGUUUAGUACUUAGUUUAUAUUGAUGUUUUCAAUAAACUGACAAACUCGUGUCAUAAAAUCAAUAUGUGAAUUAUUUAAAAUGUUAUUUGCAUGCAACAUUGUUAUAGUCUUUCGAUACUCAUGCGUUAGUCCUAAACGCUGUUUAGAAAAUAGAAACGUUAAUUGAAAAUAUGUUUUAUAACUUUUGUAGAACAAUCUUUUUAACUCUAUUAUAUCAUUCUUCUAUAAACAAGAUAUAAUGCCUGUCAGUUAUACAUGAUAUGAUAUAAAAUCUUUCUCAAAUUGUGUCAUUUGUUGCAAUUAAAUUAAAAAUUAGAACUCUGUAAGGGAUAGACUUUGAGAAAUUUUUGAAGAUGAUGCAAAAGGAACAUGUAUUAUUCUUAAACGUUUUAUGCUUUAACUGAACAUGUAUUAAAUUUACAUGUGUAUAUGCAGAUUGAUUUUGUGUGAUGAAUGUAAGAAAAUUUUAGUAAUCAUGAUGUUAAGUUAGAUUGUUAUGUAAAUAUGUUCGAAAAGUCGGAACAUUACUGUAGGUUGGAAAUUUUAUCUUCGUUUAUAUUCACGAAAGGAAUACAAUAAUUUUAUAUACAUUUUGUCAAAUUCAAAAAUGAUACUUACAAUAACAUGCUAUAAACAUAUUUGCCAUUUUUUAAAUUCAAGAAAAAUACUUGUACAACUCGUAUUUGACAAGAAUUAUCAUGAGUAAUAAUCAAGUAAUGAAUGAAAUCAUACCAUUUUUCCAAGAACAACAAUAAUUACAAUUAACGUAUCAACUAUGAAAAAAAUAAGAUGUGUCAUGCCUACGUAUUAUGUAGUUAAUGUUUAUAUGCUAUCUGAUAGUAAGAAUAUAAAUUGUAUGUAUACAAUUUCAUGUUUAAUAAAGUAUAUGUAUGUAUGCGUGCAUGUGUGUGUGUGCUAAAUGAAGUGGUAGAAGUUACCUAGUAUGCAUAAUUAGUUUUGUUUUCAUUAUUUUCUUGAUAAUGAAUUGUUAUAUGUUCGUUUUACAGUCCAAACAAACUGUAAACCUUCUUGAAAUAAAAACAAUCAUAAAAAGAGCCGUGAUCGAAAAUCAAACUCAGACCGCUAAACCGCAACUGGCAACAGAGAUAUUCACUGUGCCAUGGAGGCAUUUGAAUUUUACGAAUUUGAAAAAAGACAUAUAGGUGUAUUAAACACGCCUUAUUUAAAUUCUUUCUUGGUUUCAAGUGACGAAUUAAAAACGUAUCUUUUUAUAUCAAAUAUGUUUACAUUCUUUUUGAAUAGUUAAAUAUUUUGAUCUUCAAUACAAUAUAUGUCAAAACAUUUUUUUUAAAACAAAAUAGAGAGUGAGAUAGUUAGAACAAGCGGAUUUCUCUGAAAGAGUGGCAAUAUUAAUUGUUUUUAGGAGAAAUUCAAAUUUAACUAGAACGGUGGUUAAGGUGAAAACAAAAAAGGGGUUAUCAUUGACAUUAACAGCUCACCUAUAUGCCAUAGAAAAAGUGAUAAUUUCUUUGAUGUAGAUGCAAGUGACUAGUCAACAUAUAAGGUCAAACAGACUCACACACAAAGUUGAAGAUUGUAACUUUAGACAAAUGGGACACUUGAAGAACUGAAAGAGUUUCACUAAGCAAUGCAUUUGUCAACUUUGAAAGGUCUUUGCCUUGUGAAUUCUAAGGAGGACGUGUAUCUUUUCAAUUUAACAAUUUAUGCAAUAUCAUUUCUUUUUACCCCAGUGGCAUGAUUUAUUUAUUUUUGUAGAGGUCCACUAGAAAAUGUUACAUGUUAAAUAUAUGGAAAUAAAGUUAACAUGCUUACCAUUUAAAGGAUCAAAUUUUCUUCGACUGAAAUACAAAAAAACUGACUUUAUUUCCAAAUUAUUGACAAAAUGGUACGACAUUUUAUGUAUGUAAUUAAAACUGAUAUUUUGCUGGUGAA
This is a messenger RNA of Ruditapes philippinarum (Manila clam), 3866 nucleotides long. RefSeq lists its product as uncharacterized. Gene Ontology annotation, molecular function: ubiquitin-protein transferase activity; zinc ion binding. Gene Ontology annotation, cellular component: nucleoplasm; chromatin. Gene Ontology annotation, biological process: positive regulation of DNA-templated transcription. The record is from RefSeq and is a predicted model, not a curated record. The transcript is spliced from 2 exons. Bases 146 to 1816 code for a protein of 556 amino acids. NCBI's taxonomy places the organism in Eukaryota, Metazoa, Mollusca, Bivalvia, Venerida, Veneridae.